UCUUUGCCUCCCUCCCUCCAUCCCUCCCCCUCCCCUCCUCUCUCUGUGUGUUUUUUUGCAGCGAGAGGCGGUGCCUGAGCGCACGUAGUGUGACAUUUCCAUAGUCCGCCCGCUGCUGCCGGAGGGGCUCGGGGGCAAAGACAAAAAGUACUUUUUUUCCCUCCCUCCCCUCCUCCUCUUCCUCUCUCAGCCCGCCAUCGCGGCCCGGCGCCGGCUGUUCCCGCGGCCCCCCAUGCGCCCGGGUGGCACGGCACGCACUUAGGGCUCCGUUCGCCUUCGUUUUCAUUUUAUUUUUCACCCCUCGAGAGAGGGAGGGAGGGCCGCGAGCCGCGGAGCCGAUUAUCCUCCCCGUCCUCUCUCUCUCUCUCCUUCCUCCAUCGCGUUUUGUUUUCUCCCCACCUCCUCCCGCCAGCCGAGGGCUGCAGCCGCCGCCGGGAAGAUGAACAAGCUCUACAUCGGCAACCUCGGCGAGAACGUCAGCCCGCUCGAUCUGGAAAGUCUCUUUAAGGACUCCAAGAUCCCCUUCUCGGGCCAGUUCCUGGUUAAGUCCGGCUACGCCUUCGUGGACUGCCCCGACGAGAACUGGGCCAUGAAAGCCAUCGAGACUCUUUCGGGUAAAGUGGAGCUGCACGGAAAACUCAUAGAAGUUGAGCAUUCGGUGCCUAAAAGACAAAGGAGUCGGAAACUUCAGAUCAGAAACAUCCCACCUCACUUGCAAUGGGAGGUAUUGGACAGUUUGUUAGCUCAGUAUGGAACAGUGGAGAACUGCGAGCAAGUGAACACUGACACAGAGACUGCAGUUGUAAAUGUAACAUAUGGCAAUAAGGACCAGGCUAGACAAGCAAUAGAAAAACUGAACGGGUUUCAGCUUGAAAACUAUUCCUUGAAAGUCGCUUAUAUCCCCGAUGAAAUGGCAGCACAGCAACCUCCACAGCAACAUCCCCAGGGACGACGUGGAUUUGGACAGAGGGGCCCUCCAAGGCAGGGUUCACCCAGCGCAGCCACGCGGCAGAAACCACAGUCGGACGUUCCUCUACGGAUGUUGGUUCCCACACAGUUUGUUGGAGCCAUUAUUGGGAAAGAAGGAGCAACCAUCAGAAAUAUUACAAAGCAGACUCAGUCCAAAAUUGAUAUUCAUCGUAAAGAGAAUGCAGGUGCUGCUGAGAAACCAAUUACCAUUCACUCAACUCCUGAAGGCUGCUCAACAGCUUGUAAAAUUAUCAUGGAGAUCAUGCAAAAAGAAGCUCAAGAUACUAAAUUUACGGAAGAAAUUCCCCUGAAGAUACUGGCACACAACAACUUUGUUGGUCGACUUAUUGGCAAAGAAGGAAGAAACCUGAAGAAAAUUGAGCAGGACACAGAUACUAAAAUCACGAUAUCUCCAUUGCAGGAUUUGACACUCUAUAAUCCGGAAAGGACCAUUACAGUUAAAGGCAGUAUUGAAACUUGUGCCAAGGCCGAGGAAGAAAUUAUGAAGAAAAUCAGGGAAUCCUAUGAAAAUGAUAUUGCUGCUAUGAAUCUUCAAGCACAUUUAAUUCCUGGAUUAAAUCUGAAUGCCUUGGGUUUGUUCCCACCUUCUUCUUCAGGAAUACCACCCCCUGCAGUGAGUGUUGCCUCCGCUGCUGCUGCUGCUUCAUAUCCACCAUUUGGGCAACAGCCCGAGUCUGAGACUGUUCAUCUGUUCAUCCCGGCCUUGGCAGUUGGAGCUAUUAUUGGCAAGCAGGGACAGCACAUCAAACAACUUUCUCGCUUUGCAGGCGCAUCUAUUAAGAUUGCCCCUGCUGAAGGACCAGAUGCCAAGCUGAGGAUGGUUAUCAUCACUGGACCUCCAGAAGCUCAGUUUAAGGCUCAAGGGAGAAUCUAUGGAAAACUUAAAGAAGAAAAUUUCUUUGGACCUAAAGAAGAAGUGAAACUUGAGGCUCAUAUAAAAGUGCCAUCCUAUGCCGCUGGUAGAGUUAUUGGUAAAGGAGGCAAAACAGUAAAUGAGCUUCAAAACUUGACAAGUGCAGAAGUUGUAGUCCCUCGUGACCAGACACCUGAUGAAAAUGACCAGGUGGUUGUGAAAAUAACUGGUCACUUCUAUGCAUGCCAGCUUGCUCAGAGAAAAAUUCAGGAAAUACUGGCUCAGGUAAGAAGGCAGCAGCAACAGCAAAAAACAUUGCAAAGUGGACAGCCUCAGCCGAGACGGAAAUAAAGGUUUAGGAAAUGGCCCAUCAGAGACAGAUGCCAGACCAAAGACAGACUGUGCAACAGAGAGACGGGUGGUGAGCACCCGUUGAAGUUAUAUGCAGAAGAUCCACCAAGCCAAUCACCUGUUCGAGGACCAGGCAACCGCUGAACGCUGUCUCUGAGAAUGUAUUCUUUAGGCUCUCUCAAACUUUUGAAACCCAGCUUUAAAAUAAGGACCCCUUCACUUCCCUUUUGUUCUAUUCUCACAAUUUAACAUAAACUCGUUAGUCUUUUUUAUUGUUCUUAUUAUUCCCCAGCAAUUUUAGAACUUGGUUUAAUGAAGCUUUCUCUUCUGAGUUCACUGGUUUAAAAACAAACAAACAAAAAAAAACAACAAAAAAAACAAAACAAAAAAAAAAAAGAAAAAAGGAAAAAAAAAACAAAAAGAAAAGGCAUUGCUCUUAUAGGUCCAGCUGUAAAAGAAGAAACACAUUGGGAGGGUGGGGUGGUGGGUGGGCUGGGGUUAGAGCAGGGGUGUCGCCAAGAGUUUCAGUGUUAGCCCCGAUGUCGAAACAAGUGGCAUUUUUUUAAAAAAAGAAUUUGGUUGCAUUUUUUUUGUUACAUAACACUGCCAUGAAUAACCUAAGGGAAGUGUUGAAUGGUGUUGGCCAGGGCAUCAAAAGAUAAAUAUGCAUUUUACUAAACUACCUCAGGCAUUUAGUACCUCAAUGAGAAAUUGUUCCUUUUUCGCUUUUUUUUUCUUUUUUUCUUUUUUCUUUUUUUCUUUUUCUUCUUUUUUUCUUUUUUUCUUUUUUUUUUUUUUUUUUUUUUUUGGUAUUUUGUAUACUUUAUAAAGCUAAUAGUUCUUGAGCAUUUUAUUUUUUUAAAAAAGAAUUAAAAUUGGAUCAGCCACCAGCCAGGAGUACGACAGGCUGAGCGGGGAAAAAUAUAGCAGAGCACUUCUAGCUGCUGGCUGAUGGGAGUAAGGUGGGUGAAAAAAAAAAAACAAACCACGGCCUCAGGUUUUCUGAGGGCUUCAACACCAUCAUUUGUUUAAAAAAAAAAUUAAAAAAAAUAAAAAAAAAACAAAAUAAAUGCAGUGAAUGUUCAAAAGGUAGCGGAUGAUGCCAACAUCCUGAGAGCAGCAAUGCCGUUUAGUUUUCUUUUAAGAUGGGAUGAAAAAGUUUGUGACGGUACUUUUUUGGGAACAGGACAAGGAAGUGAUGGCAAGAGGCUGGGGUUGGGGGAAAAAAAAACAAUUAGAAGGCUGCAAGAGGCUGGAUUUUUUUUUGUUGUUGUUGUGCUACUUGAUUGAAUGCAUGAACCCUUUGUGCCUUUGACCAUCACUACCUAAUGAUGCUACAUUUAACCAUUUGCAGCCCAUUUGGACUUUGCCAUUUUGUUCAAAGAGCAAGCUUCAUCUUCAGUUUAAUAGAACGCUUGAUCCGCUAGGGCCUAUUGGAGGCCGCGAGGGUCUCUGCCAUCUGCGGAUCGUAUCAUACUGCUUUCAGUUACCACGAUGGGGGAAGGUCAAACAGUGUUUGACCACGUUGAAAGAUAACGAAGGCUAAGUUUACAUAUCCAGCCGCUGUUAUGGGCCACACUAAGCCACUUUGAAGGUUUUGAAAACUUAUUACAAGAAAAAAAAAAACAAAACAAACCAACAACCUCUCUAGCCUGGCUUAUAAUAGAUGCAGCAGGAUUUAUGCACGUUCUGCAACCAACCAUUAGAGGAAAAAACAAAAAACAACAAAACAAACGUCAAAAGGCAGGGAUAACAGGAAAGUUACCAAAUUUUUUUUCAUUUCAGAAUGUAAUUUGAAUGCUGAUUGUGGUAAUAGUGACACGUUCAAGGUUCUACAAUAAACUUCAGUCUACCUCAGUUUAAGAAAAAGAAAAAAAAUGUGGCAACACAUGGUGCAUAAAGACUGCUGUGUGUGUGUGUGUGCGCGUGCGCGCCUGUAUGCGUGUGGUCGACAGAGCCAUGCUAUUACCUCUGAACCUUUUUUUGUGAUGUUUUUUGUGCAUGAGAUGAUCAGAAUCACCAUGCUGCACUGAUUUGAGGGGCACAACGAGCAAAACCAUUUGUUUCAUCAUUUUGUUAUCUACCUCCUAGGUUCAUGUUGAAAUAGAGGCAUUACUACAUAGACUAGAUAAUUUUCCCAAAGAUCAUUGUUGUACAGAUUAGAUAAUUUUGAAAAUGGUCUGAAGUGUUUUUUUCCUGCAUCUCUUCUUUACUAAUCGGUUUAAAAACCACAAACUUAUGUUGUAGUUUUAGCAAAGAAAAAUGAGUUUCUUUACCUUUUUUUUGACAGUGACCUUCAUUCUAGCCUUUAGGAUAAUUCUUUUUUCUUACGAUGAAUUUAAAGUUACUGAAGUAUGAGAAGUCAUAGCAUUUUAAUUUUUGUCGAGGCUUAAGUCAGUCUGAUGUUUCUUUCUUAACGUUUGAGAAGGAUUUGACUUCAUUAUUUUCCAUAAGGAUGAUUUACAAAUAGGCGCUGCAUUUACAUCUACUGAUUUAAUUACUGUCAUCUCUCUUAAAUUUCUAGACUUAGUAUGAGAAAUCAUGUUUUAUUUUCAAUUGAGACUUGGUAAUUUGGAGUAUUUGGGAAUAGCUAGAAAGUAAAUACUGUAAAUGAUUUCAAAAUCCACAAAGUAUGGAUCAUUUUUCAUCUGUAAUGUGCCCCCCAAUGCAGCUCCACUUGCCAGAUGCCUCUGAAUGGAAUAAAGAGUUUAACUCCUAU
Coturnix japonica (Japanese quail) is the source of this 4913-nucleotide messenger RNA. RefSeq names its product insulin like growth factor 2 mRNA binding protein 3 (gene IGF2BP3). The record is from RefSeq and is a predicted model, not a curated record. NCBI's taxonomy places the organism in Eukaryota, Metazoa, Chordata, Aves, Galliformes, Phasianidae. Gene Ontology annotation, molecular function: RNA binding.